CAAGCGUUUUGUACGCGACUGGCCACGUCGGUUCUGGUACGUGUUUGUAAUUUACGUUCAGCAAACUACCGACUCGGAUAGGCAAGUUUUAGCUAAGCUUUCGCUCAAACAUAGGAAUCUAGUGAUCGAGUAGCAAGUUUGCACGACCAUUUGUUGCCGACCAUCAACCGAAAUUCACGGAAGCAAAAAUCUGCUGCAACCUUCAAAGCAUCUGCAGACAGGCGGCUACCGGCUUGACUGACCACUGCAGGAAAUUGCGAUUAUCUUGCAAUUUUCUUUGUUAGUGAACUUUGCCGUGGAGUGCACAUACGUUUCCAAAUGUGACUGCCAAGGACAUCCCGAGCGCUUCACGAACGGACGACCUUCGGUCGGUUCUAGUGAGAAGCCAUGUUGUUUCAAUUCGCGCUAGUCCGCUGUCAGCCGUGAUCGGAAGUGUGCUUUCCGGUGAAAACCUGUGCGAUCGGCCGAUCGAUUAUCAUACCUGCAGUUUACAGUAGUGAAGGCCAGCCAGCCGUUGAUCUUUACAAGAAGGAGAAGAAUUUUAAUUACUUCAAUUUCAUAACAACGUUAUGGGUCUGAAAGUCGUCAAGUUCUCGGACAGUGAGCAGUGCUAUUUAGUUGCGUUCGACUUGUUGCCAGAAUGUCCUCGAAGAAGGUACUAGAACAGGCUAUUGUGGUUUUGGUGCUAGUAACUAUCGUACAAUGUCAUCUACUAAAAAAAUCCCGCCGAGUGAAAAGUGAUGAAGUGACAGUUCUACCUACCGAGUCUCUAGCAACGUCCUCCAAACAGACACUCAACGGAAGUACAACGGCAGCGCCUACUGUUGACGAAAAUGAAGUCGACAAUGUUGGCAUCAGUACGGUGAUCGUGGAGUUGAAGCAUUUUGGAACGAAAAAUUUUACAUUUCUCGAACCGGAUCACAUUCCGAUCAGCAACUUUUUGGAUCUGGAUGAAAACGUCGACUUGGAAUUACUGUUCACCGAACACGUAAAUGGUAAAUUGGAACUGAGCACUAAUCCAGCUGACAAUAUUGUGCUUCAAAUCGAGGACUACGAUGACGAUGGCAAUACCAAGAGUUAUUUUUUGCAUUCCUCGCCAUAUUCAGCAAGUCCUCUCAAUGAAACCACAUCAGCAUCAAAACCCAUCUCAACGCGAGUUUCAGGCUUUUUCCGGGAUAUACUGCAACGGCUGGGUGUCUACAAGUACAUUGUGAACUACCGGAACCGCAAGGAAUCUGAAGCCGAGGACACAAAGCUACCACACCGAUUUCAACCAAACAGCAGUAAUAAAAGUUUAAAAGGGCUGCGAUCGUUAUCGGCUGUUGUUGAAGAUGAUCAGACAACGCCAUCGUCGCCAAUCGCAGCAACAAAUUCCAAAAGAACCAGCCAAAAAGGCCAAUCUACAAAGUCAUCGAUCGCAAGUUUAUUCGAUCAGUUCAAGCAACGAAUCAAAGCCAUCUACCCCGGAACGGUUUGGUGUGGCGAUGGAAACCAAGCCAAGAGCGAGAACGACAUCGGGUUCUUCUACAUGACAGAUGCAUGCUGUCGGGCGCACGAUCUCUGUCCGAUGUCGGUCUCUGCCGGGGAUCGCUUCGAUCGACUGAAAAAUAAUGGGUUUUUCACCCGAUCUCACUGUGAUUGUGAUAAGCAGUUCUAUAACUGUCUGAAGAAUGCUAACUCGCUGGUUUCAAGUCAGAUCGGCUAUACGUACUUCAAUCUGCUGAAACCGCAGUGCUUCCGGCACGAACAUCCUAAAGUUGGCUGCUCAAAGAAGAAAAAAGGUAAAUGUCUGACCUACAUCGUGGAUGAAACGCAGGAGAAACUGUGGCAGUGGUUCGACAAUCUGAUCUUCUAGAGAAAUCGUUACAAAGAUGGAAGUCUUACUUCAUGUACCAAACAAUGCAUUGUUGAAAUAAGUUUUAUUUAUUUUAAUGAUAAUAGAAUAGUUUCAAAAACAA
Molecule: messenger RNA, 1958 nt
Organism: Malaya genurostris
Lineage: Eukaryota; Metazoa; Arthropoda; Insecta; Diptera; Culicidae
Exons: 5
Coding region: 641-1855 (404 amino acids)
Biological process (GO): phospholipid metabolic process; arachidonate secretion
Source: RefSeq, a predicted model, not a curated record